This is a messenger RNA of Oryza brachyantha (malo sina), 852 nucleotides long. RefSeq lists its product as uncharacterized. Lineage: Eukaryota; Viridiplantae; Streptophyta; Magnoliopsida; Poales; Poaceae. The transcript is spliced from 2 exons. The coding region runs from base 131 to 583 and encodes 150 amino acids. The record is from RefSeq and is a predicted model, not a curated record.
GAGCUAGGUCUGCCACAAUGUGUAGUGUAUAAAUGCCCUGGAGAACUUCAAAUAUGAGCAAAGAGAGAAACCUUUCCCACAAAAAGAAAAUCAGGCAAGAUAAGAAACUGAAGAAUCUUCAGUAUUUCUGAUGGGCAGCCACAGUCAGGGUGAUGCAUCAGAGACAGAGAACAAAGUAAUAUCUGCUGAAGAGCUACAGAUUCGCGAUGAGUUGGAGGCCGACAUUGAGGAGGAUUUAGAACGAGAGAUCAUCGACGACAUGUGUUGCCUCGCUCGGCAUCUGCAGAGAUUAUAUCAGCAGAGGGAUUUGAGAGAACUUACUGGUUCAGCUACUGGUUACCAGCUCCCACCAUAUCAUACAGCAACUGCAGCUCUUUCUGAGAUGAACAUCAGGAUAAACUUGGAUGGGCAAUGCAAAAUCAACAUCACUAAGAUUGAGCAAGAUGCUGUAGAAAAUCCAAGGAAGCUAUACCACUCCAAUGCUUACCAAUCUGACAAAAGGCAGAGACCUAUGAAGGCAAGGCAGACUUACACAGUUUCUUGCAGGAAGCAGCACAACCAUCCUGUUGCACCAUGGAGAUAGAUAGACAAAAUGAACAGAUGAUAUGAACUACGACUUAAAUCACUUAUGUUAUACUGCAAGCGAGCAAAUAAGUCAUAUUAUGUACUACUUCAAUCAUGUUGAACAAAUCAAUAUUAAGACUUGUUCAUGGAGGGAACAGGUAUAUAUCUAGAUCAUUGGAAUUUGAUGAAUCAUUAAGUCAAUGACACAAUGAGGGCAUAAUGCCAUUGCUGAGGUAUCAAACUCAGAUGAAACAUCAGGGUGAAAAUGAGUGUGUGAAGAAUAUAACU